AUGGAUGUACAUUGCACAUUGUACAUAUACAUAUGUAUAUUUUAUAUAUAGUUUUCAAAGGAUGAGAAUUAAGGAAAUAUAAAUAUUCUAACAAACAUUUUAUUUAUUUCCAUAAAAAAAAGUAAAAUAAAAAUAGGAAAAGUAGAGUGUUAAUGAUGAAGAAUGAAGUGAAUGAAGAAAUAAAUUCCAAAUUUAACAUAAGGCGCAUAGCUAUUAGCUUUCAAGAAGCAGAUAAUGGACACUCGGUGUCUGAUGAAAAUAGACGUUUUAAAUAUAAAAAUGAUUAUUAUGAAAAAUUGUGUGAUUUUUCUUUGGAAACUUUAAUUUAUGAUGUAUCAUUAAAUAGUGACAUGAAAAUUGAAUGUGUGGAAGAUUGCAGUAAUAAAUAUCUUUGCAUAGUCUUAGAUAUUUCUAGUAAAGGAGUAUGCAGAAGGAAUAUCGAAAGCAGAAUUCGAUUAUUACAACUAGUCUGUUUGGAUGAUUUAUCUUUCAUAACUGGAUCUAUAACUAGGAGCGAACAAUGUUUUGAAUAUAACAAAGAUACUUUGUGUGAUCGUGUAUAUAAUUUAUUGAAACAAAAACAUGAAAAUGAUAAUUUGGAAAAUUUUGAUGGUAAAAAGCUUAAACAACAUUUACGCCCUUCUCUUAGACCAUACCAAGAAGAGGCUGUCAAGUGGAUGUUGUACGUUGAGAGCGUGAGGCAAGAAAUUGUAGACUAUAAGAAGAUCAAGUUUGUUGAUUGUGCUAGUUAUACAUUUUAUAUUAAUCAAUACAAUUUAGAUAUAACCGAAUUUAUUCCUAAAAGGAUAUUGCCAAGUGGCGGUAUUUUGGCAGACGAAAUGGGAUUAGGUAAAACUAUAGAAAUGUUGUCUUUGAUUUUACUCAAGCAGAAUGUAUUAUUUAUGCCCGAAAAUGAUAUAUUGUUUGAUAGUUCUGAUAAUGGACCAUCUUUAGCUAAAAUUAAAAAAAUGCAGGAUAAAGUACUUUGUAUUUGUUUUAAUAAUUCUGUAAGAAAGAAAAAAACUGUUAAAUGUAUUGAAUGUGAAGUUUUACAACACGUAAAAUGUGUACGGUUAUAUUCCGAACCAGAUAAUCCACAUAUUUGUCCAAGUUGUUGGGCUAACAAAAAGGAAUUAAUAAAGAGCCAGGCAACAGUUAUAGUUACCCCAGCUACUAUAAAGAAACAAUGGUAUACUGAAAUAAUGAAACAUGUGUUAACACCAUUGAAAGUGCUACUUUAUACCGGAGUCAGUAAUACCUGGAUAAGUCCAAAUGAAAUAUCCAAAUAUGAUAUAAUUUUAACAGACUACAAUAUAUUAAAGAGAGAAAUUUAUUUUUCCGCUGACAACAAAUCUCCAUGUAAUUUUAGAAAUUCUAAAAAGUAUAUGAGAAUGGAGUCUCCUCUUUUAAAAGUAAUAUGGUAUAGGGUUUGUUUGGAUGAAGCACAAAUGGUUGAGUCGUCAAACACGAAAGCUUCCCAAAUGGUAAAACUUCUUCCAGCUGUGCAUCGAUGGGCAAUUACAGGAACGCCUAUUCAAAAAUCUUUAGAAGAUAUCCGCGGUUUAUUUGAAUUUUUGGAUGUUAAUCCAGUUUUUGAAAAAGUUUAUUGGAGAAGGUUGACUGCUACAUUUUUUGAAGGCAAUUAUGAGUUUUUCAUUGACGUUCUUGGAAAAGUAAUGUGGCGUACAUGCAAAAAAGCUGUUGUAAAUGAAUUACAAAUACCAGAGCAAGUAGAAAAGGUUCACUAUAUUAAAUUUGAUGAUGGUGAAAAAUUGUUUUAUAGUAAUGAACGCCAAAUUUGUUCACAAAGUUUUAAGGAAAAAAUAUCAAAACUAAAAACAGAAUCAGCAUACUCACUUACUAUUUCUCAGUUUGAUGCUUAUACACUGAAAAAGAUUUUGGAGCCUUUAAAAAAACUUAGGCAAGAUUGUACAGUUCCAAUGCUAUUGAAAUUUCAAAACAAUCAAAAUCAUGUUAAGAAGCUAUUGCAACCUCAAGAGCUCUUGGAGCAUUUAAAAGGGAGUAAUGAAUUAGAAUGUAAAAAUCAAAUUCGUCUUAUGGCAUCUAAUUGCAAUGGUUUAGCUGCUAUACAUAUUAUUCGAGAAGAGUAUGAAAAAGCGAUAAAAAUGUAUGAAAGUGUCAUAGGUUUGGCAAAAGAGUUCUCAGGAUCGCUUAGUGUUGAUAGCUUGUUACAAAUCCAUGCUUUGCACAAUAUUCGAAUAGCUGCUGGAUUUGCUAAUCGGGCCGAAACACAUGUUUUUGAAAGCUACAUAAGUCAACAGUUUGAACUUGAGUGGAAAUAUAUCAACACUUAUAUAAAAAAAUACUUAGAGGCUUUGGAUUGCUAUACGAAAACAGAAAAUAUCUUAAAUGAAAAGUUUAAAGAAAUCGGGACUCAAAAUGUUGAAAAGUCGUUUAUUGGUAUUUUUGAGGAGCUUGGCCGUUACAGUCUUUCCGAGACACUUUUGCUAAAGAUUCAGGAAGAUAAUUUCGGCUUUGCUAACAGUAUAUUUAGUGAAUACAGCCGAAGUAUUAAAACAAUAGAAUUUCAUAUAUUUACAUGGUUCCGAAAUGUAACUGUCAAACGAAAUGAAUUAUUAAAAGAAUUCACUAAAAUUAUAGAAAUAAUUGCUUUGAUCAAACCUAAGGAAAAUUUGCACAAAAAAGUUUCUGAUUUUGUCAAAGCAGUGUUUGAAUGUCACUUAAAAGAUAUUCGAGGUGAAGAUAAUGAUAGUGAAGAUGGAAGAAAGCAAAAUGAAGAUAAAAGCGACAUUUGCGAUUUAUGCAAAUCAAAGAUGUCUUUAAACGAAUAUGAAUGUUUAAUUUUUGAUAAACAAUUAAAUAAAGAUACAGAAGUAACUGCAGGAACGUGGAAUCCUUGUGUGCAGGAGUACAUAUUGAAAUGUGCGUGGUCUCUCGCUAAAAAUCACAAAAUUGCUUCAUGUCAUUUAGAAGGAUAUGAAAAAUCCUUAGAAAUUAUUGAAUAUUUAAAAAAGGAAUAUAAAGAUCUUUCGAAAUUAUGGAGUGAAAUAGAAUUUGUUGCCAAAGCAUACGAUGAAUUGGAAAUGUGUAAGAUGAGAUUAGAAGUCAUAGAUGACGAUGUUGAGGCCAAAAAGUCAAAAAAUGUAAUAUAUCAGAUACCAAUGUACCAAGUUAAUGACACAUUUGAAAAUUUAUUCGUUGAACUAAACCAAUCUAAAAUAGAAUUUUAUAAAAAAUUAGGUCGACUGAAAUAUAUACAGCAUUUAGAGCAAAAUUCCGAACCAGAUAAUUGCCCUAUAUGUAAAUCCCGGCCUAGUUCUAAAUACAGUGUUCUUGAUUGUGGUCACAUAAUGUGUGUCUUAUGUCUCGAUGAAAUGACGCGAUAUAAAAUAGGAGCUUCUUUUAGCUGUCCAGUCUGCCGUGCGAAGGUUUAUAAAGUAUAUUUUGUCACUCGUAAGCCACCUAGAAAUGAUGUUCCGGUGAAAGGCGAAUAUUCUUCAAAAAUACAGGAAAUUUUAUCCGUAAUAAUAAAACUUAAAAUAGAAGACUCUAAAGUUAAGAUUUUAAUUUUCUCUCAUUGGCAUUCCAUACUAAAAUUAAUUUCUACAGCAUUGCGGGAGAAUUCUAUUGAACAUAGGUUAAUGUCAUCAACAAAAUCGAUCGAAGAAUUCAAAAACGAAAAUUUAAAUGUAAAUUGCAUGCUUAUGUUGUUAGCACAUGGAUCUAAGGGGCUAAAUUUGAUUGAAGCAACACACGUUUUUUUAGUGGAGCCCAUCUUAAAUGUUGCCGAAGAACUGCAAGCUAUAAGUCGUGUUCACAGAAUCGGGCAAACAAAAUCUACUACUAUUCAUAGAUUUAUAGUCAAAAAUACCAUUGAGGAACAAAUUUUUAAUACAAUGUCCAAAUUAAAAUCUCUAGAUUACAAAGAUUUAACGGUAGAACACUUACUACAAUUUAUCUCCGAGCAGAGCGAAUAUGGUAAUGAAAAGGAUGAUUAAAGAAAUUUUAAAAUAACUUAAAAACUUUACCAUUCAAAUUGAGAUUAAAUCAAAGCCUGUAGUUUUACUACAUAUAUCAAUAUUCAUGCCGCUGCCACAAAUAUAAACGAAUAUAAUGUUAGAAUACAACUUACAUUUUGAUUUUUGUACGUUAUUUUGUCAUAGGUUGGUUUAUCAACAAUAUAAAAAAAUUUAGGAAGUUAAGGCAAAGUAUUAUAAUAAAUAUUUAAUUUAAUUUUAAUUGUUAUUAAAUUGUAAGAGGAAUGUGUUUACUUCUUAUAAAACAUUCUAAUUUUCGUGCACACAAUAAACUUUUGUUAUAUAAAUGGGUUCUUAAGUAUUACAAAAGCCUUAAUUUACUCAAUACGAAGGGAAGAAAGUAAUGACACUCCGCAUCGAAAUUUAAAUGUAACUAAAGCAAAGGAGCGAAUACAAAAAUUUGUCACAAUCAAAAUUACUUCAGAAUUACAAUAUUUUUAAUAUUGAUCAACUAUAAUCAAGCACAAAGGUGUUUUAGUGUGGGACCAUUUGAAUUCACCGCCUAGGCAAAUAUAGAAUUGAUGGUAUGAUACUCAUCUUGGUUGCUAGAUGAUGCCCUCAAGACAUAUACUUUUAGCCAGAAUGAUUGCCAGAUUAUAAUUACUUUCUUGGCUGUAACAUUAAUUAAGAAAUUUUAAUUUGUAAAAGGUGUCCCAAAAUUCACACAAGAUUUGCCAACCAAAAAAAAAAUACAGCGCAACAGCCGGAAAAUCAGGGUUAUUAAAAGUUCCCGAGCAACGAUUCAAUUACUGCAUGAGUCAUUUCCCGGUCGUGUAAUUUCCCGUUUUGAUGAUCAAAAUUGGCCGCCCGGAUCAUGCGAUUUAACGCCGUUGGACUUUUUCUUUGAGAUUUUUUUAAGUCUUAGGUUUACGGCAACAAGCCCACGACCAACCACGUCUACUAUG
Molecule: messenger RNA, 4924 nt
Organism: Condylostylus longicornis
Lineage: Eukaryota; Metazoa; Arthropoda; Insecta; Diptera; Dolichopodidae
Product: E3 ubiquitin-protein ligase SHPRH
Exons: 3
Coding region: 153-3980 (1275 amino acids)
Biological process (GO): protein polyubiquitination; DNA damage response
Cellular component (GO): nucleus
Molecular function (GO): ubiquitin protein ligase activity; ATP-dependent chromatin remodeler activity; ATP binding
Source: RefSeq, a predicted model, not a curated record